This is a messenger RNA of Coregonus sp. 'balchen', 445 nucleotides long. NCBI's taxonomy places the organism in Eukaryota, Metazoa, Chordata, Actinopteri, Salmoniformes, Salmonidae. The record is from the annotation of a GenBank genome assembly.
GAUGUUGUACUGAAGGAGUUCUCCUACCCGGUGUACAAGCCAGACAAGAAGAUGGGAUAUGAAUUCAGGAUACGGAUGAGAUACGACUGUCUGUUUGGUGACCUGAAGACAUGGAGUGAAUGGACAUCAACAAGAUACUGGAGAAAUGAGACUGAGACAGGUAGAGCACUCUGUCUUUCUAUGUCCCUUUCCCACUCCCCCUCUCUUUCCUUCUCUUUCACCCUCUGUCUCACAAUGAACUAUAGGUCAAUUGUUUAGCCCAUGAACAAAAUGAGGGAACAGCAUUUGUGUGUAGUACAGUUGAUGAAUGAGGCUAAAAAUACUUUUUCAAACACUCAAACUCUUUUUGUCAACAGGUUCCUGUGCCACAGAGGUUUAUUUAGAGAUAAACGCCACUGUUUAUGUUGUGACCAUUUUACCUUUGUUGAUCUGCUUCCUGCUGAUA